UUGAUUCUGGGAUUUUGUGUUUAACAAAUUAUAUAUAUAUAUAUAUAUAUUUACUGUAAAGCUUGUUUAAAACGUUCUUGCGCGUUUUAUUUUUUUGUUCUCAGUAACUUUAUUGGGACAUAGGGAGACACAACUCCGGAUUUCUCUCGCUCUGCAAUUCCUUUAUAUUACAAUAUAGUCUGAUGACAUUUUGACAAGAGCUUUGGUGAAUCUCUGGCAACAAUAACCUGUCAUGACCGGGAACCGCACGGAUCGACUCCCGCUCGCUUUGAACACCUUAAUAAAUCCAAUUCCCGACAGACUUUAUUCGGAAGACAAUGUUCCUUCGUCGACAAACAUUUUCACCGAUACGGAGACGGAUUCUCUUCAGUCAUACGCGCAAAUGAAUAUAGCAGAGAGCAUCAUGGACCUGGAGAUGGCUGGAGACAAGGGCACCGCAGAGCUUCAGUACAGCCCUGGAGUCCAGCUGGGCCGUGAUGGCACAACAGUGACCUACACUGGGAGAUUCACGUUUGAUUCGCCCCCUGCCGGGGGCUCCGGCUGGUGCUCGGAUGGCAGUGGCGGCAGCAGCAUCAUCAGCCUGGUGACCGCAGGUGUUUUGGGUGCAGUGCCCCCUAGUGGUGUCGAGCAUGAUGAACCGCCUUCUGAACUGGAGCAGGAAUAUGGGACUCCAUUGCCGGUCUACUGCGGCGAGGCCUACCAGGAUCCGGCUGGCUUUCCCCAAAGCCCAACCGAUGGUGGCACGACUAUCUCCUACUCCGGCGUGGACUAUGACACCAUCAAACCCCCCGUAGAUGGGGGCCUUUUCUCCACCCUCCCAGAUUACGGGCUCCUGCAGGCCGACAUCGGCGUCCUGGAACACAAACCCUUCCGGACGUCGGACUUGGCGCCUGCUGCUCCGCUGGAUUCCCUGCGGGUGCUGAAGGAGAAGCGAGGAGGCGUGGGGGGGCCUCGGCUGCAGCUGGCACUCAGACCCGUGCGCCUGAGGAGGUACCAGAGCCGGCCGGGGAGGAUCCCGCCACACGAACGUCCACAUGGCUGCCCUGCCGAGGGCUGUGACCGCCGCUUCUCGCGCUCCGACGAGCUCUCCCGCCACCUGCGCGUCCACACGGGCCAGCGGCCGUUCCAGUGCCGAGUCUGCCUGCGCCGCUUCGGCCGCAGUGACCACCUGACCACGCACGUGCGCACGCACACGGGCGAAAGACCCUUUGCCUGCGACCUCUGCCCCCGCCGCUUCGCCCGCAGCGACGAGCGCAGGCGUCACGUACGCGUGCAUCUCAAACAGCGGGACAAAAAACUGGCGGACGAGGCGACCGGGCCUGGUGUUGGUGACUCAGGAGGUCCCUGUCAGGUGGGCGGGGUUACCCUGCUGACGGGUAUCGUGGCCGGCGUGUGCAGCACGGAUGUUUCAGCCAAAGCUGACGGGGGCGGCGGCAUCACUGCGGCAACCAUCGCCACGGACACGGGCACUUAGGAACACACAGGGAUGCGAUCCAGAAAAAGUCUGCUGAAAUUUUACCCACCGAUGCAAAGACUCGACGUUGUUUCAUCAGGGAUAGUGAGUCUAUGGAGACCGCAGGUCCAGAGAGCAUACAUCUCUAAGGACACACGCAGAGGACAGGCUGGAAAAAUAACUGUAAAUUACCGUCAAGGGCUUGUCAGAACCGGCCUAAAAAUGCAGUAAAAUUUGAUCGAUGGAUCGGUUGAUUUCAUCAUGCAUAUGCAGGCACACAUUAGUGUGAAUGUGUUUGCAUGUAUAGAUUUGGAUGUAUGAAUAACAGACUUUUGUUACGGCAGUAAUGACAUGACAUCUGCUGACUCUCUGAACUGCCAUGGAACAAAACAGGCGGAUGUCAGGUAACUGAACAUCGCCGUUGGUAAGAAAAAGAAAAGAGCUACAGAAAGACUCUUUUUAAAAGCAUGUUUAUUUCUCGGAGGUAUUUAUCUAUAUUUAAAUUUAUGAAAGUUCAAGCCAGCUUCAUCAGGCAAGACCAAACCAAGAAUAUGUUUCUGUAAUAGCCUUAUGUCUUUAUAAUAGCCUUAUGGUGUUUUUUUUCCAUAUAAUAGGUAUAUUUAUACAUAAAUUUGCGCGUGAAAUUGUGUGUGCUCCAGUUUUUGGAUUUCCUGUAUACAUAUUUAAUUACGUAAUAAUAUACUGUAUUUAUUGGGAAAAAUAUGGCCAUUAUCAUAUAUUUUUACAUAAAUUUCAGCUAGAUAUUUUACAAUACAUACAAUAUGUGCAAUUUAACAAUUAUGCAAUGAUAUGCAAAAAGUUUUGAUGGCAAUGGACAGCCAAUAAAAAGCAAGCCCAAUGAAUGUAUAAUUAAAUAUGCAAAAUCUCUGAUGGUAUAUAAAAGCAUGCAUUUUACAGUUGUACAUGACUCUCUAAUGAAGUGGAACAAUGAUGUGUUUGUAAGUUAAUCUGUUAGAAAAUGUAUAAUUUGGCAGGUAUUUUAUGUAAAUACAUAUUUAUAUUUACAUCUGACCACAUUCUAUGUGUUGGUAUGCAUGUACAAUGACCUUCAUAAAAUUCAGCUGUGGAAAAACAUUUGUAGAAAAGACUUUAUUUUGCUUUUGGUUUUAAAAGUGUUUCUGAGGUAUAAUAUACUUUACAUGUGUAACUUUACAGGAAAUUUAUGUUUUGGGACUGUAAUUAUGAAUGAGGAUUUGGGGGCGUCCGGUCUUUAGUGUUUUGCCUUUAUUAAUUUCCUGUUUUAAUGUGGAGUUGUGGUUUGGAUAUUUGGUGGGAAAAUUGAUUUGCAUCUCAUGUGUGAUCAUUGGUUAGGCUACUAGUAUUUUUUUAACAAGAUAUAUUUGCAUUGCAAGGUCUGUAGUUGUAAUAAUAGAAGAGAAUUUGGAUGUAAUGGUUAUGUGUAAUAAUGCUUAUGUGUUAAAACCAUUUCUAUUUUGACUUUUUGAUUAAAUAUAUAUUUGGCAAGUUUAUGAAUUAUGGAUUUGCAGCUGUUCUUUUAAGGGGUUUUGCGAAAUCUUU
Messenger RNA from Brienomyrus brachyistius, 2992 nucleotides. Its product is annotated as early growth response protein 3-like. Gene Ontology annotation, biological process: regulation of transcription by RNA polymerase II. Bases 233 to 1474 code for a protein of 413 amino acids. NCBI's taxonomy places the organism in Eukaryota, Metazoa, Chordata, Actinopteri, Osteoglossiformes, Mormyridae. Gene Ontology annotation, molecular function: DNA-binding transcription factor activity, RNA polymerase II-specific; RNA polymerase II cis-regulatory region sequence-specific DNA binding. The transcript is spliced from 2 exons. The record is from RefSeq and is a predicted model, not a curated record.